Cucurbita maxima (winter squash) is the source of this 858-nucleotide messenger RNA. RefSeq names its product WAT1-related protein At3g28050-like. The transcript is spliced from 5 exons. The record is from RefSeq and is a predicted model, not a curated record. Gene Ontology annotation, molecular function: transmembrane transporter activity. Gene Ontology annotation, cellular component: plasma membrane. Bases 1 to 858 code for a protein of 285 amino acids. Lineage: Eukaryota; Viridiplantae; Streptophyta; Magnoliopsida; Cucurbitales; Cucurbitaceae.
AUGAAGAAAAUGCCAUUUUUCUCAUUGAUAGCAUAUGAAAAUUUGGAAGCCGGCAUCUACAGAGAAAUAUCAAUAACCAAUACAAAUCCCUCUUUUUCCUUGUUCUUUGUUAGAAUCAGAUCAGAUCAGAAUGUUGCAGAUGAUGGAGGCUGCCAUGCCCUUCACUGCCAUGAUAAUGGUGGAGAGCACAGAUGUGAUCAUAUCAACACUAAUCAAAGCAGCCAUGCCAAAGGGAUGAACAACUUGGUCUUCCUCGUCUAUUCUAACGCUCUCGCCACCUUCCUUCUCCUUCCCUUUUUCCUCUUUUCUUCCAGAAACAAUCUGGGUGCACCUCUAUCUUUCUCUAUGAUCCUUGCCUUCUUUCUCCUUGGGCUUAAUGGGAGUGUGGGUGAGUUAUUGGCAAACACAGGGAUAAACUACAGCUCCCCUGUUCUUUUAUCAGCAAUGGCAAAUCUCAUCCCCAUUUUCACCUUUCUUCUUGCUGUUAUUUUCAGAAUGGAGAGGCUUGAUUUGAAGAGAAGCAGUGGGAAAGCCAAGUGUUUGGGUACCAUUAUAGCUGUGUCAGGAGCUUUCUUAAUAACUCUGUAUAAAGGGCCUGUGUUGAUCAUGUCCUCCUCCUCUCAGUCGGUGGGACAAGAAGCUGUAGCACUGUCACAGAAGCCAAACUGGGUGUUUGGUGGCUUUCUCUUUCUAAUGGUUUGUUUUCUAUCAUCAACUUGGAAGAUUGCUCAGGUAAUUCAUUCUCCAUCUUUGUUCAGGAUUGUUGGGAGGGGGGUUUGGGAAGCCCAAAACAAAGUAACGAGAGCUUAUGUUCAAAGUGGACAAUAUCAUACCAUUGUGAAGAGUCAUGAUUUCUAA